Caenorhabditis bovis is the source of this 792-nucleotide messenger RNA. The record is from the annotation of a GenBank genome assembly. Lineage: Eukaryota; Metazoa; Nematoda; Chromadorea; Rhabditida; Rhabditidae.
AUGCGUCUUCUAAUCGCCAUCAUUCUCGUUUCACUGCGAUUCGCCGAUUCCGCCGACAAUUCAACACCGUCAAUUCUAUGCCUUAUUCAUACGGCGACGCCAAGCCACGAGACACGAGCGAAAACCAUUCUCGAGACAUGGGCAAAACGAUGCGAUGAUUAUCUCUUGUUCACCGAUUCACCAAUGAACACCUCGAUACCGCACAUCUAUUGGCCACUGCUCACCUCAAGGGACCAUUCAUGGGAGAAAAUUCGCCGCGUUUUCAAGCACGUUCACACGAAAAUCACCAAAAAAUACGAUUUCUAUCUUCGCGCCGACGACGACGCCUACAUUCUAAUGCACAACGUGCGCAAAUUCGUCGCCAACUACUCGCCUACUGACCCCCACUAUUUCGGGUUCCGUUGGCGCUUCUUCACCACUCACGGCUUCGCCGACGGCUCCGCCUACAUUCUCACACAGCCAACCGUCGAGGCGUUCAACGAAGUGAUGCUCGAUCCGGCAAAAUGUCCCGAUCAUCAUCGUGCCGAAGAGGAUCAAGAGCUCGCAAAGUGCCUCGGGCAUGUCGGCAUCUAUCCAGAGGACAUCAGAGAUAACAACGGAUCCGAAAGAAUCCAACACUUCCACCCAUUGGAGCAAUACGUGAUGUGUGCUGAUGCGUUCGGCCGUCGCAACGCAUACUACCCAUUGCUCAAAGGCGAGGAGAACUUUAGUCCGGAGAUGAUCAGCUUCCACCACGUCUCGCCCUAUGAGAUGCGUCUUCUCGAUUACAUCUUCUACACCAUCGACAAAUAG